Molecule: messenger RNA, 1239 nt
Organism: Clavispora lusitaniae ATCC 42720
Lineage: Eukaryota; Fungi; Ascomycota; Pichiomycetes; Serinales; Metschnikowiaceae
Gene: TRP4
Product: anthranilate phosphoribosyltransferase
Biological process (GO): L-tryptophan biosynthetic process
Cellular component (GO): cytosol
Molecular function (GO): anthranilate phosphoribosyltransferase activity
Source: RefSeq, a predicted model, not a curated record
AUGCAACACCCCCACCAACUUCCACCGUCGUUUCUCUGCCAUUUUCCCGUUUUUGUAGGCCCCAUUUUGGCUGACGUAUUGCGGUGCACGGGUGUUACUUAUCUUCGUUCUCGCUCUCUUAACCUACUCCACACCAUGACUUCUAACGUGCUUACCCCGUACAUCAAGCUGCUCUUUUUAGAGCCGCCCAAUCUCACGCCCAGCGAUCUUGCGACCGUGCUCCGGUCGAUUUUCAAAGGAAUCCCCUCGGAAGUCCAGACCGCCGCAUUUCUCACCGCGCUAAGAAUGCGUGGUUUGGACCACGAACCCGAGUACAUAGCGGCAGCUGUGGGGACGGUGUUGGAGUUUUCCGAGAUGAUUCCGCCGGCAGAAGUUGACCUGCGUGGGUUUGUGGAUAUUGUGGGCACCGGUGGCGACGGCCAAAACACAUUCAACGUUUCCACCUCGGCGGCUAUCGUGGCGGGCGGAAUGGGAAUCAAAGUGUGCAAGCAUGGCGGCAAGGCGUCGACACUGGUGUCUGGCUCGGGCGACUUGCUCCGGAGCCUUGGCGUGGACCUAUCUGUGGUGACACGUGCCACAGCGCCUGGGAUCACCGAAAAGCUGGACUUCUGCUUCUUGUUUGCGCCUGCCUUCCACCCGGGCAUGGCUGCUGUUGCGUCGACACGGGCCCAGUUGGGUGUGCCGACGAUCUUCAAUAUUUUGGGGCCACUCAUGAACCCAAUGCCGUUGCGGGCACGGGUUUUGGGCGUAUAUUCCGAAAAAUUGGGCGAGUCUUAUGCAUUGGCUGCGUUGCAGUUGGCACAGCAGUCGCCUGUUCACGAGCGCACGAUGGUUGUUUUCGGCGAAGUCGGUCUCGACGAGAUUUCGCCCACGGGCCUGACCAAAUGCUGGACCGUAGACAAAAACGGAAUCGAGCGGCUGUCCAUUUCGCCCCGAGACUUUGGUUUGCCCGAGCACAGCCUAGGGCAAGUGCGCAGUGGUACGCCCGAAGAGAAUGCCGAGAUUUUGUUCCAUAUUUUGAGACAGGAUGCUCCGGAGUUCAUGAUCCGAAGCGCAGGAAACCAUCCGUUGGUGGACUAUAUCACCAUGAACGCAGCUGCAGUGGCCGUGGUUGCUGGUGUUGCAUCCGAUUGGAAAGACGGUGUGGCCAAGGCCAGGGAGGCAAUCAUUUCGGGACAGGCAUUGGCGGCUCUCGAGGACUUCAAAAGGGCCGUGGACGAAGCAAAGAACAGAUCUUGA